ACUGCUUGGAGUGUCCAACAGGCUUCUAGUCACUUCUGUGUGGACAGCCUUACAGUCACUCCCCUGUGCCCAGCAGGGAGUUUCAAGCCCAGAGAGGGACUUCACACACCCAGCAGCAGUUCCUCAUGCUUGCCUGGAACUGGGCUGUGUUUGAGGUGCCCUGCUGGAUAUUUCUGUCCUGCUGGAGCAAAUCACCCAACGCCAUGCCAGCCAGGUACAUACAAUCCUCUCCAAGGACAGGACGAAGCCACUGACUGCAGACCCUGCCCGGCAGGGAGAGCUUGCACUCAGGCUGGACUAGCUCAGCCUGACUCGGAGUGCCUACCAGGGUUCGUGUGCCCAGUGGGGUCAUCCAGCCCUCAUUUUCCCAGCAACGCCUGUCCUCCAGGAACAGUUGGCAAUGACUUCAACCUCUUUGAUAAGUCCCAGUGUGAAACAUGCCCUGCUGGAUUUUUCUGUGUUAGAGGAACAGGGGGAAGACAGAAGCCUCCUGCUCCAUGUCCAGCUGGUCACUACUGCCCACCAGGCACAAAGCACUCAACGCAGCACAAGUGUGCCCCAGGCACCUGGAGCAAUAGGACGAGGUUGACAUCAGAAGAUGAGUGCUUGCUGUGCCCUGCAGGCUGGUUUUGUGUAGGAGGACUUCAUGUCCCUUCUGGCAUGUGCAGCUCAGGGCAUUACUGCCCUCAAGGUACACGGAGAAGCACACAGUACCCCUGCCCUGCUGGAACUUACAGUACCAGGCUGGGAAAUGGCAGAGUGGAAGACUGCGUGGUCUGUCCUUCAGGGGCUUUCUGCACCAGGGGAACCUCCAAGCCAGUUCUUUGCCCAGUAGGAACCUAUCGCAUGGAACAUGGUGCAAAAGUGGCUGCAGAUUGUGUCCCUUGUCCUGGAGGGUAUUACUGCCCUGAACUUGGCACUGUUACUCCUCGAACAUGUGGUGCCGGCAACUUUUCAGACCAAGGUUCAGCCUCCUGCUUGCCGUGUGUUGUUGGACAUUACUGUGCCAGUGAGCACACCAGCCGGGAGGUGAUGCUGCGUGCCAUGAUUUGCCCAGCAGGUCUCCUGUGCCCCAAAGGACAGGCAGUCGCUCCAGAUACCAGUAAAAAUGCCUGCCCAAGAGGAUACUACUGUCCCCAGGGAGAUGCUGGCUUGCCUGCUAAACCUUGCCCCAAUGGGACCUAUGGUGAGCAGAAGGGUCUAAGCAGUGCUGAGGAAUGCUUGCUGUGCCCUGCAGGGAAGUACUGCUACAGAGCUGGGAUGGAGCCUCCGGGAAUUCCCCACCCUACUGGGGAUUGCCCACCUGGCUAUAACUGCCCUCCAGGGACUGGAUUCCCUUUCUCCUUCCCCUGUGCACCAGGCUUCUUCUGGGAUAAUUCCAAUGCUGAGGGUGAGGAGAGGUGCAAACCAUGUCCAGCUGGCUCCUACUGUGACACUCCUGCCAUGUCAGAGCCCAAAGCUUGUCCAGCAGGCUUUCACUGUGGCAAAGGCAGCUCUAGACCUGAGCCCUGCCCAGAGGGCACCUACAGUAACAAGAAGGGGCUGUCGGGGCCAUCAGAGUGCAGCCCGUGUGGCCGUGGUUUCUACUGUGCUGCUCCAGGACAGACUGGGCCAAGCGGUCCCUGCCAGGCUGGGUUCUACUGCCAGGGCAGGGCUCUGACUCCCUUGCCCACAGAUGGUGUGACAGGAAACGUGUGUCCCCCUGGGGCAUACUGCCCACCUGCGUCCCCCUUACCUGUCCCCUGUCCUCCAGGAACCUACAGCAACAGGAGUGGAUUGAGAAACCUCCAUGAGUGCUUGGACUGCCCGCCCGGCCUUUAUUGUGAUGGGACAAACAGCCAAGCUCCCUCAGGACCAUGUGAACCUGGCUACUUCUGUACAGGAGGGGCCAAAAGUGCUCUUCAGCAGUUGGUCAUGGAGGGGCAUUAUUCCUUAACAGGAGCUUUCAGGCCAGAGCCAUGUCCUCUUGGCAGCUUCCAGCCUGGCCGUGGGCAGUCUCUUUGUAGGGACUGUCCAGAGGGUACAUUCUGCAAUGAGACGGGCUUGUCUGAAGCCCAACCUUGUCCAAAAGGCAGUAUGUCUGGCCAAGAUGCUCCUGGACAACCCUGUGCACAAGGCUAUUACUGCACGGGAAGGACAAAGACUGCAAAGCCAGAGGAUGGUGUCACUGGAAAUAUCUGUCCUCGAGGACAUUUCUGCCCUGCAGGCUCAGCAGCACCUUCUCCCUGCCCCAGUGGAGAAUACAGUAAUGCAACAGGUCAAGACAAAUGCUUUCCUUGCCCUGCUGGGUUUCACUGUCCAAAAGGACUAAGACACCACUGUCCUCCUGGCUUCUAUUGCCCUCAGAAAACUGGAAUCCAUUUGUAUCCUUGUCCCCCCGGGACUUACAAUCCCUCUUAUGGACUCAGCCAGUCUGAGAGGUGUCAGCAGUGCCCUGCAGGAAUGUUCUGUGGAGACUGGGGUUUAUCCUCUCCAAGUGGUCCCUGCUGGCCAGGAUUCUUCUGCACAGCAGGAGCAAGUGUCCCAAACCCUAAUGGAGCCACAAACACGAGCACUGGGGGCCCAUGCCCACCUGGCCACUUCUGCCCAGCUGGCACAAGUAUCCCACAGCAGUGCCCUGUGGGCACUUACUCAGACAGGCUGUACAUCGGGCAGGAGUCCAGCUGCACAGCGUGCCCAUCUGGCUAUUACUGCCGCUCUGCUGGCCUCACAGCACCCUCAGGACCCUGCUCAGCAGGGUACUAUUGCCUCUCUGGAGCUUCCUCGCCAUCACCACCUGGUGUGUGGGAGAAAGGAGGCCCUUGUCCUGUGAGCCACUUCUGUCCCGAAGGAACCAGCUUUCCCUUAGCGUGCCUUGCAGGGACUUACAACAACCUCACCAGACAAGCUGUGUGCUUUCCUUGUGCAGCAGGCUACUACUGCCCAGAAAAUACUACCAGCUACAGCGCGAAUCCAUGCCCAGCUGGCUUUUACUGUCCCAGAGGAGGCUGUGCUGAGGGGUUCUGGUGCAAAAGUGGUGCCAAAGUAAGAAAUCCUCAAGAUGGAAAAUCAGGACUUCCUUGUCCACCUGGUCAUUAUUGUCCGGAAGGUGCACCACUUCCACUAGAGUGCCCUCCUGGCACUUGGUCUGGCACUGAAGGCGGCAGCAGUUUGCAGGAAUGCCAGCCUUGCCCUGGGGGAUACUAUUGCAAUAGCUCUGGACAGAGGGCUCCCACAGGACCCUGCAGCCCAGGGUAUUACUGUGUCACCAGGGCCCAGACCCCAACACCCACGGAUGGCCUCUCAGGAGCUCCAUGUCCAGUCAAUCACUUUUGUCCUCUUGGAUCCAGGAGUCCAGCACCAUGUCCUGCUGGCUCCUAUAAGCCACAGACACAUGGAGAGAAGUGCCAUGCUUGUCCAGAGGGUGAAUACUGUGUCUCUGGGGAGAAGCCAGAGCCAUGCCCGCAGGGGCACUUCUGUCCCAAGGGCACAGCUCUUCCAAUGGCUUGUCCAGCAGGGUCAUAUAACCCCUCACGAAGGCAAUCCAGCUGCCUCCCCUGUCCUGAAGGGUUCUUCUGCCCCCAGAAUUCCUCUUCAUUUUUGGAGAAUGAAUGUUCAGCUGGCCACUACUGCCCUGUCGGUACUGCUGCUGCCGCUCAGUUUCCAUGCCCUAAGGGCACUUACAACCCACAAAAUGGAAGCAGCCUGCUGUCUCACUGUACCCCCUGUGACCCAGGGCACUACUGUGCACUGCCGGGGCAGUCGCAUGUUACAGGAGCCUGCUGGGCUGGGUUCUACUGCAGUGGAGGCGCUUCUAGUCCAACACCUACGGAUGGUCUCCUGGGGGACACAUGCCCCAAGGGAGCUUACUGCCCUGUGGGCACUGCCUUGCCACGGCCAUGUCCUCCUGGUUACUACAGCAACUCAACUGGGAAUACUGGGAUUGAGGACUGUCUCCUGUGCGAUGCAGGGUAUUUCUGCAAUGGGACUGGACUUCUAUCUCCAACUGGAUUAUGCGAAGCUGGAUUCUACUGUAGUGGAGGAGCCAUUUCUCCUAAACCUCCCAGGAUAACAAUCGGUGGAGGACCGUGCCCACCUGGACAUUACUGCAUGGUGGGGAGCAGCAGAGCCCAGCCUUGCCGUGCAGGGAGUUAUAACCCAUCCUGGAGUAUGGCACAGUGUUUGGAGUGCCCAGAAGGUUUUUACUGUAAGACUGCUUCCACAAACUACACAGAUUGCCCUGCAGGUCCCUGUGAGGCUGGCUUCUACUGCACAGGGGGUUCUACGCUCCCAAACCCUAUGGGUGGAGGAGUGGGGAACAUCUGUCCUCGAGGUCACUUCUGUCCUGCAGGAAGUUCCUCUCCAUCUCCGUGUCCCCAAGGAUCGUGUUAUGCUGGCUAUUUCUGUGAUGCUGGGUCCACACAGCCGGACCAUAAGCAGUGCCCCCCUGGCUCCUACUGUCCUGAAGGCUCUGAAUCCCCAGUCCCUUGCAGCCCUGGGCACUUCAACUCUGACAAUGGAAAAUGGCAAUCAAGAGAUUGCCAGCUCUGCCCUGCUGGGUAUUUCUGUAGUGGUUCUGGAGCACGUACACCUGAGCUGUGCCCUGCUGGGUACUUCUGUCUGCCAGGUACCAACUUCAGUGCACAGCAUCCGUGUCCGAAGGGAACCUUUGGCCCCAGGGCUGGUGCCACUAGUAGCUCUGACUGCGAGCCCUGCCCAGCAGGCAUGUAUUGCUCAGCACCAGGUCUUUCCCAGCCUUCUGGAUUGUGCUACCCGGGUUAUCACUGUGCCAGUGGAGCCACCAGCCCAGCACCCUUCAAACACAGGGUGGAAUCUGCUGGCCUUGGUGUGCCUAGUAAUGACAUCUGUCCUGUCGGGCACUUCUGCCCCAGUGGUACAGGGUAUCCCCUGCCCUGUCCUCCUGGAUCCUUCUCUGCUGUAACGGGCCUGGAGGCAGAAGAGCAGUGCCAGCCCUGCCCAGCAGGACGGUAUUGCAGUGGGGCAGGAUUGUUUGAUCUGGCUCAGACGUCGCUGUGUAACGCAGGGUGCGGUGAGAAAGUCACUUGUUAGUGGGAAAAUAUAGCUGACGGGAUUACUGUAGGUUAAAGCAGGCUCUUGUGUGCAAAUAUUUAUACUCAAGAUUAAUUAAACUGCAAAGACUUUGUUCUUAGCCCUCCAGGUUGGCCAUACAGCAUCUGCUUGGUGAUCUCACUGAAUGGCCUCAAAGCUAUUCCUUCUCCCUCUACGUUUGCCUCACAUUCUGUCCCAGCUUUAUACAUGGUCUUUUACCAUUUUCCCCAUAGUUUUAGUUUGUUACAAAACCCUUACUUAGUCUCAUAAUUAGACUUGAAGAGCAUUUGACCUGGGCAUCCUUUUCCCUAUUCUGUGUUUUAUCUCUUUUCCCACGAGGUGGUGCAAUAACCACUGGCAAGCCAGCAGUCCUAGCCUGCGUAACACAGGCAGAAGAGUGCUGUUAGCAACAUUUGGCCCUCUCAGGAGUACGCCAUCGAGCAGGAGGCUGCAGAAGCUCGGUUCAUUUAAUCUGUGAAAGAGAAGCUUAGAAGUGAUUUCAGCGUAGUGUAACAGAAUUUAGUAGGGAAGAAUUUGUGAUAGCAGACAGCCCUUCAAUCUACUAGAGAAAAUCAUAACGCAGCUGUAAUCUAGCUAGAAGCUGAAGCUAAACUCAGAUUAGAAGUAAGGGCUACAUUUGGAAGAACUAAAAUAAUUAGCCACAGGAACAAAAUUCCUGGGAAAAAGGGGUAUUUACCACAUCCUAGUUAAAUUUUAAGCCUUCCUAAGAAUUCCUUUAACUUGAGGAAGAUGUGACAGCCUGGCUGCAACAGUACCGGGGAAGGUUUUCUGGCCUGGGUUAUAAGGAACAUUAUGUGAGUAUAAAUGACCCUUGGCUUACAAAAUCUUUGAAGUUCUUGUCCUCCAACUGGGUACAAUUUGUGUUUUGUCCAGGCUGCUUUCCAACACAUCUAUCAUGUAGAAUCCGUCAGCUUUCAUAGCCUGCUACUCAGCCUAGGGGGUGUUGCUUGUGGGGAAACAAAUGACAGGCAGCUCUGCUGUUCUGCUUAACGCUGUUCCUUUUACACUCAGUCAUUGUCUUAAGGGAUUGUUUCUUCUUUAGAAACUGCAUCUGCAGCAUUCAGUAGGACCAUGGCUCUCAUUUUCUUGUUGCUUAGCUCCUGGAAACCAUAAUAUUUUUUUAAUAUUUCCUCAUCUGUACUUACGAGUAUGUGGCAGAGGGGCGGUAAAGGGCAGAGUCAAUGUAGAAAUAGAUGACAUUAAGGCAGAGGCCUACAAGAAGAUCGAAGACAAAAUGAGACUAAGCAAAAACAGCAGGAACUGAACACUUAG
Messenger RNA from Oxyura jamaicensis (ruddy duck), 6342 nucleotides. Its product is annotated as zonadhesin-like. NCBI's taxonomy places the organism in Eukaryota, Metazoa, Chordata, Aves, Anseriformes, Anatidae. The transcript is spliced from 34 exons. The record is from RefSeq and is a predicted model, not a curated record. Bases 661 to 5049 code for a protein of 1462 amino acids.